UAUAUCCCUUCUCUCUUUCUUCGGCCCAACAAAACACCCCCUCACCCUCAGCAUGGUUUUAGUCUCUUCCAUGGUCUCUUCUAUGUUCCAGGUCUCUUGGUUCGCAGAUUUUGUGGACUGUAAUAAUCAUUCUCAUCAACGAACGACGAAUGACACAAUCACCAAAACCUCCUCUUUCUUAUGUUUUAGAUUAUAAAUCGGACCAAGCCCAGCAAAGACCAAGGUCCAAGAACUACAAAUACAGGGACAAAGCACAAAAGUCCAAUGGACCAACCACAAAAAACUACUACUCCGGCCUAUCGGCCCACUCAAAGAGAACCCUAGCAACAGUGACCGGUCCACGCGUCCAGGAAGCUAGCCACAUGGGAGAACCAUCUCCGUCAGCUCGACACGCUCUGCUCCCGCCUCCACCAGACCGUCACCGUCACUAAACACCACCGUACCAUCACCACAGGUACACUCAAUCCCUCGGAGCUCCAAUUCAGAGAAGCCUCCACCGGAUCCACCUCUGUUCAUCACCGUACUGUCAACAUGACGGAGAUCUCCAUCGAGAUCUAAUCAUAAUAGAUUGAACACUCUGUCUCUUGUAGAGGGUUCGACUUGUCUGGCUCAGGCGUCGCCACAACUCUCUCUCAAGUUCACCCACACAUACACAUCUCCACUCGGUGCAUCUUUUAAGCUCACAAGAAUUAUUCUGAAACAUAUGUUUCUCAUUGUCCGCUCGGUAAUAGUUUUAAGGUUGUUCUCUGUGAGAAUCAACCGAUGUCGGCUUCAUGUGCUGUUACACCGUCUGUUAGAACAGAACUAUUCAGCUCAUUAUCAAAAAGGCCCACCUUUCCUGCUCGUCAACCAAGGAACAAAUGUGAAAUCAGCAGAAGGGGUUUUACAGUGAGAGGGAUCGUUGCUUCUGGAGUUUCAGUCAUGGGUACUCCUCCUCCUUCACCAUCAGCUGCUUCUCAGCCAAUUCAAGGUGGGGAGAGAUUAGCUUUUAAGCCAGAAGGAUAUAACUUUUGGGAAUGGAGAGGUCACAAGAUUCAUUAUGUGGUUCAAGGAGAAGGCUUGCCUCUUGUUCUUAUUCAUGGCUUUGGUGCUUCUGUCUUUCACUGGAGGUAUAACAUUCCUGAACUGGCAAAGAAGUACAAAGUGUACGCCUUGGACUUACUCGGUUUCGGAUGGAGUGACAAAGCUCUCAUAGAGUAUGAUGCCAUGGUUUGGACUGAUCAAGUUAUUGACUUCAUCAAAGAGAUUGUCAAAGAGCCUUCUGUUGUCGUUGGAAACAGCCUGGGGGGAUUCACAGCUUUGUCAGUUGCGGUGGGAUUACCAGAGCAAGUCACUGGAGUUGCGCUUCUAAACUCUGCAGGACAGUUUGCAUCCGAGAGUAGAAAGCAAGAGGAAGCUGAGGAGCCCUCCGCGUUAACCAAGUUUAUAGUUAAGCCACUCAAAGAGAUCUUCCAACGCGUGGUUCUUGGGUUCUUGUUCUGGCAAGCCAAGCAGCCUUCUCGUAUCGAAUCUGUCUUAAAGAGUGUGUACAUAAACGCUGCUAACGUUGAUGACUACCUCGUUGAAUCCAUUUCAAAACCUGCAACAGACCCAAACGCUGGAGAAGUAUACUACAGAUUGAUGACAAGGUUCUUAACGAACCAGAGUAGGUAUACGUUGGAUAGUGUUCUAAGUAAGAUGACUUGUCCGCUUCUGUUGCUUUGGGGAGAUCUUGACCCGUGGGUUGGUCCUGCUAAAGCCGAGAAAAUCAAAGCGUUUUACUCCAACUCGUCGCUGGUGCACUUACAAGCAGGGCAUUGUCCUCAUGACGAAGUCCCUGAAGCUGUAAACGUAGCUUUGUUGGAUUGGUUGUCUAAUGUAGUUACCAAACCAUCUUCCCCUGAAGUCUCAGAGGUGUAAAGACUUUUUUUUUUUGCAAAGGAAGUAUAUAGUUUGUAAAUACAUUGUUACCUCUGCUUCUUGGAUUUAUAUAAUUUGAGAUUAAGCUGA
Molecule: messenger RNA, 1989 nt
Organism: Raphanus sativus (radish)
Lineage: Eukaryota; Viridiplantae; Streptophyta; Magnoliopsida; Brassicales; Brassicaceae
Product: pheophytinase, chloroplastic-like
Exons: 9
Coding region: 763-1899 (378 amino acids)
Cellular component (GO): chloroplast
Source: RefSeq, a predicted model, not a curated record